AUGAACAACUACAGACCCCACGUUUCUUAUAAUAAUCCAACAAUACUUAUCCCCUUACGAUUGGAUGAAUUAUUGCGAUCAGACAAUCUGAAGAAGAGCCAUUUCAUUAGUUUGGGCGAGGACUUUGUCCGAUUAUCGCUGUACCAGCGAUUCCGGGAGUUACUCAGUUUUGGCGGGGGAACCUUGAUAAAGACAGUUGUUUUUGACUUGUCCACGUUUUUAAAGCGGGAACAGAAUAACACUGAUUCACACACGUAUGCCGAGUUUGCCGAUUUCUUGACGUCAAAUGAUAAGAUGUUUGAGCGGGAAGGGGGAAUGACCCCUUCCAGGAGACUGAUUGGGUUGAAGAACUGGGUGUUUAUGAUAAUUGGAUACUUGCUACAUUCAUAUUCCGAGAAGGAGGCUGAGAAGUGCUUGGAUCAGCUUAUUAAGAUCUAUCUUAAUUCGAGAAAUGACAACUUGUUUACUGCUAGCAACCACACCACCAAGGACCUCACUGAUGCUAGGGACAAGUUUAUGUUGGACACUUUCAACCAGUAUGUCAAGAAGGUUCCUAUACGCUACAAGCUAUUGUUUGGAAGAAACCCUUAUAGACAUGUAUCCUUCCAUGAAGGCUUGGACUACAAGAAGGUUUCCUUACCAGAAUUACCAAGGUUACGCAACCGAGAAUUAUUAGUAAAGGCGUUAAUGCACAAGGAAUUCUAUCGAAUACUUUUAGACCCAAGACACGAGUUUGCCCAGACCAUGGUUGCCGCAGGAUACGAUUUAAACCACAAGGAGUACCUGAUAGUGAGAAAGCAGGUGUCGUUCUUGGACGGAUUGGGAGACUUGUUUUUGGCCCACGAGACAUCCAAGGUAAUUUAUGAAUUGUAUCUGGAUGGGUUGCCUUUGAACAAUGGGUCUUAUCGCUUAUUACGGACCAUGCUUGCUACCAACACUUUUAUGACCAAAUUAGCAAUUGCAUAUAACUUACAUGUUGGUCUCGAUGAUCCAAUAAUCAACGAGCGAGUUGCCAACGAAUGGAUUCCAUGCAUUAUGUUUGGUAAGGAGAUGGAGAAGUCGAACCGUGUAUAUGAGGAGGAAUUUCUCGGUGAUUUCUUUGAGGCAUAUGUUGCGGCUUUGCUCAUUGAACAGCCAGACGUGGCAAAGAGUUUCAUCAAGGAUAUUUACAGUAGAUUGUUAGAGGUGAUUACCGAGACGUUACCACCAGAGUUGAGUUAUCAUAAUUGGUCAACCAAUGUUUUAGGCAGAAGUAUCUAUCCUAAGUCAGAACGGGUUCUUAUUUGA
Messenger RNA from Spathaspora passalidarum NRRL Y-27907, 1287 nucleotides. RefSeq lists its product as uncharacterized. Gene Ontology annotation, molecular function: ribonuclease III activity. NCBI's taxonomy places the organism in Eukaryota, Fungi, Ascomycota, Pichiomycetes, Serinales, Debaryomycetaceae. The transcript has a single exon. Bases 1 to 1287 code for a protein of 428 amino acids. Gene Ontology annotation, biological process: RNA processing. The record is from RefSeq and is a predicted model, not a curated record.